Messenger RNA from Sinocyclocheilus rhinocerous, 1128 nucleotides. Its product is annotated as gastrula zinc finger protein XlCGF52.1-like. Gene Ontology annotation, cellular component: nucleus. Gene Ontology annotation, molecular function: RNA polymerase II cis-regulatory region sequence-specific DNA binding; DNA-binding transcription activator activity, RNA polymerase II-specific. Lineage: Eukaryota; Metazoa; Chordata; Actinopteri; Cypriniformes; Cyprinidae. The record is from RefSeq and is a predicted model, not a curated record. Gene Ontology annotation, biological process: regulation of transcription by RNA polymerase II. The annotation marks the transcript as partial. The transcript has a single exon.
AGUGAAGUUGAGGGAAAAAAUCACUUCAGAAAUGGAGAAAAAACUUUGAGUUGCUCUCAAACAAAACAGAAAGUUUUAAAGAAAAGAAGAGCCAAGAAAUCUUUCACCUGCACUCAGUGUGGAAAGAGUUUGACAUGCAAAUAUAGUCUUUAUGUUCACAUGAGAGUUCACACUGGAGAGAAACCAUUUAAGUGUUCACAUUGUGACAAGAGAUUCAGUCAGUCAGGAAUCCUGAAAAGACACGAGAUAAUUCACAAUGGAGAGAAACCGUACACGUGUGAUCAGUGCGGGAACAGUUUCACACUGAAAGGACACCUUACGGCACACAUGAGAGUUCAUACUGGAGAGAAACCAUUCACUUGUGAUCAGUGUGGGAAGAGUUUCAUACACUCAUCAAGCCUUAAGGAUCACAUGAACAUCCACACUAGAGAGAAGCUGUACACAUGUGAUCAAUGUGACAAAACAUUUUUGUGGGCUUCAGACCUGAAGAAACACAUGAAUAUUCAUACAGAGGAGAAACCACAUUCAUGUUAUUUGUGUGAAAAGAGUUUUUCACGUCUACAAUAUUUAAAAGAACAUCAGAAAAUACAUGCUGGUGUGAGAGAGUACAUGUGCUUUGAGUGUGAAAAGACUUUUACUUCAGCUGAAAGUUUAAAACGGCACGAGAGGAUUCACACUGGAGAGAAACCGUACAUGUGUUCACACUGUGACAAGAGAUUCACUCAGUCAGGAAUCCUGAAAAGACACCAGAGGAUCCACACUGGAGAGAAACCGUAUACGUGUUCACACUGUGAUAUGAGAUUGAGUAAUUCAGGACAGCUGAAAACACACGAGAGGAUUCACACUGGAGAGAAACUAUAUCACUGCACUGCAUGUGGGAAGCGUUUCAAUCAUUCGUCUUCUCUACACAGACAUGCAAAAAACAAUCACAGUAAGAAGCUGGGUCUUUCUUUCAGGUCUGAUGCCGCGUCCUCACCAAAUGUGACACAAUAAUGCAUCAAGCAGUAAAAUAUCAUCUGGAUAAAUCUGUCCUAACCAGUCAUUACAAGCGACAUGACAAAGAUCUAAAGUUUUUACAGUGAAUAAAGUUCAAUUUCAUCUUCAAAACCAGCAGAUUCAACUGUGAGA